AUGGUCACCAUCAACAUUAAAGAUCUUUUUCCCAGCAUCCCACACGAUGUUGGUCUUGACUGGUUUGGAGACUUUUUUAGCACUGAGACGAGUUUAGGUAACAACUUGACCAACUUGGUAGUGGAACUAAUGAGUUGGUUCUUGACAACAACUUCAUUUUCCACAAUGGUGAAAUAUUUAAACAGCAUCAGUUAUGGAUCAACAAUCGAAAUGCUGAGUGAUAAGUAUCAAUUCCCAUCCUUUCUAAGGACGAUGCCAAAUGAUAAAUUUCAGUUCCCCGUCCUAGCCCGCUUAGUCAAACACUUUGGUUGGGACUGGAUAGGCAUUGUAGCAUCUGAUAAUGAGUAUGGUAUUCUUGGCAGCCAGAAUCUGAAAAGGGUUCUUGCACUUAAUGGAGUUUGUACUGCAUUUACAGAAAUAAUUUCAUUAAGUAACCCACAGAAAAGUGCCCAUCUAGCUGUUGAGGUUGUCAAAAAAUUCUCAGUGACUGUUGUUAUUGCUUAUGCUACAAUAAAUGAGCUUAUGCCAUUCAUGGAGGAGAUAAACAAACAAAAUGUUACAGGUAAAGUCUGGCUGGCCACAGUUGGUUGGAUGUUUACCUUAGUUUUCACAAUAAAAGAAUUAUGGAAAAGUCUGAAUGGUACUUUAGGACUUGCAGUCCACAGAGGGCUGGUUCCUGGGAUGAGUGAGUUUUUUCUCAGUCUACACCCUUACAUAUUUCCAGAUGAUAUUUUCAUUAGAUCUUUCUGGGAGGAAAUAUUUGGCUGCCAUUGGCCAACUGGCAAUAGUUUACAGGAUGCUUUCAGAAACCAAACACAGAAUGUUUGCACGGGUGUGGAACAGCUGGAAAAGUAUCACUUGACUAAAUUUAAUAUGCCUAAUUUUCGAUAUACUUAUAAUAUCCAUAAGGCAGUAAAUGCAUUAGCACAUGGCUUACAUGAUCUGAUCUUAUGCAAAAUCAGUAAUGGAACUUUUGGUAACACAACAUGUUCUACCACUGACAGCUUUAAACCAUGGCAGCUUUUACAUUAUGUAAGGAAUGUGUCUUUCAAUGACAGUUCUGGCGAGACAAUAUAUUUUGAUAAAAAUGGAGACUCCCCUGCUGUGUAUGACAUUGUGAACUUUCAAGUAUCCAGUGACAAUACGAUGACUAAAUAUGUUCAAGUUGGCUAUUCUGAUUCCCGUCUUCCUCUAGGAUGUGAUAUCUUCAUUAACAACAGCCUGAUUUUAUGGAGUACAGGCAACACCCAGAUCCCACACUCAGUCUGCAGUGAACCUUGCCCUCCUGGAUUUAGAAAAGUUGUCCGCAGAGGAGAACCAGCUUGUUGCUUUGACUGCACUCCAUGUCCCAAGGGAGAAAUUGCCAAUGAAACUGGUGCUAGUAACUGUUUUAGAUGCCCUGAAGACCAGUGGCCAAAUGAGAAGCAGGAUGCCUGUAUCAAUAAAUUUGUUGAAUUUCUUUCAUAUGAAAAUGCACUUGGCGCAUCUCUGACCAGUGCCACAGUAUUUUCUUCUCUAAUUACCAUUUCUGUCCUGUGCACCUUCAUUAGACAUCGAUACACUCCAGUUGUGAAAGCCAACAACCGUGAACUUAGUUAUCUUAUUCUCAUUUCCAUGGUCUUGUGCUUCCUGUGUCCCUUGAUGUUCAUUGGUCAACCACAAUCAGUGACAUGUCUGCUUCGUCAAACUGGAUUUGGAGUAAUAUUCUCCAUCUCAAUUUCUGGGAUAUUAGCUAAAACCAUUACUGUAGUCAUUGCCUUUAAAGCAACAAAGCCUGACAGCAAGUUAAGGAAAUUUGCAGGCCCAAAAACUCCUUACUAUGUUGUGUUGUGUGGUACUCUUGUGCAAGUCAUCAUAUGUAUCAUUUGGCUGACAACUUCUCCUCCAUUUCCUGACCUGAACAUGAAGAAUGAAGAACAUAAAAUUAUACUUGAAUGCAAUGAGGGUUCAGUAAUCAUGUUCUACUGUAUGCUGGGAUACCUAGGCCUUUUGGCCAGUGUUAGUUUUAUUGUGGCUUUUCUAGCGAGGACAUUGCCAGAUAGUUUUAAUGAAGCUAAAUUUAUCAGCUUCAGCAUGAUUCUAUUUGUUAGUGUUUGGCUGUCAUUCAUACCAGCAUAUCUCAGCACAAAAGGAAAGUAUAUGGUGGCUGUAGAGAUUUUUGCCAUCAUUGUGUCCGGGGCUGGAACAAUAGUUUGUAUGUUCAGUCCCAAAUGUUACAUCCUUAUUCUGAAACCCCAUUUAAACACUAGACAAUACCUAACAGGAAGCACAAAUUCUACCAAUAUAUAG
Messenger RNA from Protopterus annectens (West African lungfish), 2289 nucleotides. Its product is annotated as extracellular calcium-sensing receptor-like. The transcript is spliced from 5 exons. Gene Ontology annotation, cellular component: membrane. Lineage: Eukaryota; Metazoa; Chordata; Ceratodontiformes; Protopteridae. Bases 1 to 2289 code for a protein of 762 amino acids. Gene Ontology annotation, molecular function: G protein-coupled receptor activity. Gene Ontology annotation, biological process: G protein-coupled receptor signaling pathway. The record is from RefSeq and is a predicted model, not a curated record.